UCCAUCAACCGUGCUCGUCGGACGUGCGUUUAUCUUCCUUCUUAUCACAGUUUGUCAACAAAGGCAAAGAAAGCAAAAACUUCCAUUCCGCUCUCAAAUCGCAUCGUGUGCAGUGUUUUGCUUUUAUUUUAUCAAUCGAACCGCGCGCGCUCCCCCGUGCAUGUGUGUUGUGUCUGUGUGAAGCCGAACUAAAUCGAACGAAAGACAAUCGCGCGCGCCUUCGCGGGAAGCAAGAAUUACAUAAGGAUUCCGAGUCGCGGUUGGCUCUCGGAGCAGGAGCCAGUUCAGUUCGCAGUUUCCUUUCGACCAACGCGGAGUGCAGUUUCGGUUUAAAGUCUCCUUUUGCUUUUGCUUGCUCUUCCGGAAGAAACACACACUCACAGUCAUGGCUGAUAAGGUGAAGGUUUGCAUUGUUGGAUCCGGAAACUGGGGCUCGGCCAUUGCCAAAAUCGUCGGCGUGAACGCCAAGCGGCUGCCCACGUUCGAGGAUCGCGUCACGAUGUACGUGUUUGAGGAGCAGGUCGACGGCAAAAAGCUCACCGAGAUCAUCAACAGCACGCACGAGAACGUCAAGUACCUGCCUGGACACAAGCUGCCCGAGAAUAUCGUCGCCGUUCCGGACGUGGUCGAGGCCGCCAAGGAUGCCGACAUUCUGAUCUUCGUCGUGCCCCAUCAGUUCAUCCGCGGAUUGGGCCAGCAGCUGCUCGGCAAGAUCAAGAAGACGGCCGUCGGUCUGUCGCUGAUCAAGGGCUUCGAUGUGGCCGAGGGCGGUGGCAUGGAGUUGAUCUCGCACCUCAUCACGAAGCACUUGAACAUUCCGUGCAACGUUCUGAUGGGUGCCAACUUGGCCAAUGAGGUCGCCGAGGAGAAGUUCUGCGAGACGACGAUCGGCUGCCGGGACAUGAAGGUCGCCCAGACGUUCCGGGACCUGUUCCAGACGCCCAACUUCCGGGUUGUCGUGGUGGACGACGUGGACGCGGUCGAGAUUUGCGGUGCGCUCAAGAACAUCGUGGCGUGCGGAGCUGGCUUCGUGGACGGCAUGGGUGGCGGUGACAACACGAAGGCCGCCGUCAUCCGGCUUGGUCUGAUGGAGAUGAUCAAGUUUGUGGACGUGUUCUACCCGGGCAGCAAACUGUCGACGUUCUUCGAGAGCUGCGGCGUGGCUGAUUUGAUCACCACCUGCUACGGUGGCCGCAACCGCAAGGUGUCGGAGGCGUUCGUCAAGACCGGCAAAUCCAUCAAGCAGCUGGAGGAUGAGAUGCUCAACGGGCAGAAGCUGCAGGGUCCGAUCACCGCCGAGGAGGUCAACUUUAUGCUGAAGAGCAAGUCGAUGGAGGACAAGUUCCCCCUGUUUACGGCGAUCCACAAGAUCUGCACCGGACAGAUCAAACCAACGGGCUUCCUGGACUGCCUGCGCAACCACCCGGAGCACAUGCAAACUUUCUCCUAAAUUCACCCUCCUACAACACACGAAAACACAAACACUCUUUUCGAACACGUGUACGUGUCUAAUGUAGUAGCAAAAAGUGCAAUAUUGAAAGCAACAAAAAAAAAACAUAAACGAAUCCUAGCGUCGUAGAGUAUCACCACGAAACUCACUGUGAUUUCCUAGAAAUCGAAUAUUAGCGUAAAAGUUACUAGCCACACCCUUGACCCUCAAUGCAAAACUAAAACCAAAAACACAGGAAGUCCCAGCAGGUGCCGCCCCCGCUCAAACCCAGACAUCCCAGAUUUUCAACUGAAAACCCAACGAUAUGAUAAAAAAACAGUCUCAGUCAGUGACCACGCCAAUUGAGUUCGAAGCCGCGUCGUGUAACGUUAGAAAUUUGCGAAAAAUCUUCCCGAUUGUUUGUACAAAGAAAGAGAAUAUAACGAAUGUAAAAUACGGUGUAAAGUAUUUCGGUGAUAUUUUAGUAAACCUCUCUUUUUUGGAAUUCUUUGAAAGUCUGUAAAAAAAUGAACGGAAACAAAAAUCUAAGUUGUAAAUAGUGACGCUAACCCCGGUGGGGUUGAAUGUUCAAACGGAGAGUAAGAUGGUUCUAUUGAAACUUAUGAGAAAAAAUGAUACUUUGGAAAGAGAAUUUAUUGUUACCUCGGAUGAAUAUGAAUAAAAUGAUAGUAAAGUA
Culex pipiens pallens (northern house mosquito) is the source of this 2126-nucleotide messenger RNA. RefSeq names its product glycerol-3-phosphate dehydrogenase [NAD(+)], cytoplasmic (gene Gpdh1). Bases 386 to 1450 code for a protein of 354 amino acids. Lineage: Eukaryota; Metazoa; Arthropoda; Insecta; Diptera; Culicidae. Gene Ontology annotation, molecular function: protein homodimerization activity; NAD binding; glycerol-3-phosphate dehydrogenase [NAD(P)+] activity. The transcript has 6 exons. Gene Ontology annotation, biological process: glycerol-3-phosphate catabolic process; carbohydrate metabolic process. The record is from RefSeq and is a predicted model, not a curated record. Gene Ontology annotation, cellular component: glycerol-3-phosphate dehydrogenase (FAD) complex; cytosol.